UAGAAUUGGUAUUCAAUAGUAGUUUUGGUGGCUAUCCAACCAUUUGACGUGUGAUAUAUUAGACGAUCCCUUUGAUCCUUUCUGGAUGGUAUUCGUAUAGUUAUGCCAUAUACAUACACACGUUAUACAUGAGGUCAUAAUGCUUACUAGUUGUAGUUCUUUUUGUUUACAUUUACAGGCUUACCUGCAGAAGUUGAUAGCAUUAGAAAAACAGGCUGCGUUUCACCGUGUAGCCAUUCGCUGUAUCUGUACUUUAUUAGAGGCUGUUCCACACUUCAACUUCCGUGAAAGCUUAUUAUCGGUUGUUAUCAAGAAUAUCAGCUCCCAGGAUGAUGUCAUAAGGAAGCUCUGUUGUGCUACUGUUAAGUCACUUUUUACCAACGAGGGAAAACAUGGUGGUGAAGCUACUGUUGAGGCUGUUCAAUUGAUUGCAGAUCAUGUGAAAGCUCAUGAUUGCCAAUUGCAUCCUGAUUCCGUUGAGGUUUUCAUGACACUGUCAUUUGAUGAGGAUCUUGGGAAGCCUGAAAGUUCAAAUGCAGAUAACAAAACUAAAAACAAAAAAUUUAAGAAAAGGAAAAAUUUGAAGGAGCCAAGUCAGUUACCAGAGAAUGAAAAGAAGAAAUCUAGGCGAGAAUUGAUGUCAAAGACAAGAGAAGAGGUGGAUGCCGACUUUAAGGCUGCUUCAUUUACCCAAGAUUUUAUGGAACGGAGAAGGAUGCAGACGGAAACUCUUUCUGCUGUAUUUGAAACAUACUUCCGCAUCUUGAAGAAUACCAUGCAGCCAAGACCAGAAGCAACCACUUUACCUGGUUUCUCUGGGGCCCACCCUCUACUUGCUCCAUGUUUGGAUGGAAUUGGGAAAUUUUCCCAUCUGAUUGACUUAGAUUUUAUGGCUGAUCUUAUGAAUUAUCUGAGAAAGCUUGCUGGCAGUGGAAGCAACUUGGAUGGUUCUGAGAAUAGUUUGAAGCGUCUGACUGUAUCUGAACGCUUGCGGUGUUGCAUUGUUGCUUUCAAAGUGAUGAGGAAUAAUCUUGAUGCCUUGAAUGUUGAUUUGCAGGACUUCUUUGUCCAGCUUUACAAUCUUUUAUUUAAGUACAGGCCAGGAAGGGAUCCAGGUGAUGUGUUAGCUGAAGCUCUGAAGAUAAUGUUAUGUGAUGAUAGGCAACAUGACAUGCAAAGGGCUGCUGCAUUCAUAAAACGUUUGGCCACAUUCUCUUUAUGCUUUGGAGCUGCAGAGUCGUUGGCUGCCUUGGUUACAUUGAAGCAUCUUCUUCAAAAGAAUGUCAAAUGCCGCAAUCUGUUAGAAAAUGAUGCUGGUGGUGGAUCAGUUUCAGGUCCCAUUGCGAAAUAUCAGCCAUAUGCUUCGGAUCCACACCUCAGUGGUGCACUUGCUUCUGUCCUUUGGGAGCUGAACCUUCUGGCAAGACAUUAUCAUCCGACCAUUUCUACAAUGGCCUCGAGCAUUUCAACCAUGACCGCUGCACAUAACCAGGCCCUUCAUUACAAUGCCUCUCCUCAACAAGCUUUUGUGGAGUUGUCACUGGAACAGGAGGCAUUCAACCCAAGCUUUGAAAACAGGAGAUCAAGUAUUAAGCGGAAAAGAAUAAGUGGGUCUACUUCCGUUUCAGCCUGUGUUGAGUCAAGUCUUGAUACGACAAGUCAGACUGAUGAAAACGAGGUCAGGAAGAAACUUUCUGAGCAUUUCUUUCUGCUUCGUGACAUGUCAGAAAAUGAGAGAUUAAGGGGCGAGUUAGAUAGAACAAAACUGUCUUUACAAUUAUAUGAACAAUAUAAGAAGCAAAAGGAAGAAAUCAAGGUAGCUCAAGAGCAGUAAAUAUGAAAUUUUGUUGGACUAUUUUUAUUGAAAUGUUGGUUGGGUCUUGGCAAAAUUUUUGGAAUCUGUGUCUAAUGGUUUUAUAAUGUCUUGGGUAUUUGGUUUAUGUUAAUUUGG
Ilex paraguariensis (yerba mate) is the source of this 1951-nucleotide messenger RNA. The record is from the annotation of a GenBank genome assembly. Lineage: Eukaryota; Viridiplantae; Streptophyta; Magnoliopsida; Aquifoliales; Aquifoliaceae.